UCGUCCCUCUAAUUAGCUCACAGUGUCUGUAAAAUAAAUCAGUGUAGCGGCUUCACCCCGGCUCAACUGCAGCACGCGCCUCUUAACCUGCUCCUGGCGCGUCAAAAAAGAAGGGUCCGCGCGAUCUACCUUGACAUAAACUGAGGCGCGCAAUUGUCACGAGGAGCGCACUAGAAAUGUUUGGUUUUUUCGAUAAGUCAGUAAAGUGAGAAAGAGUAAGAGUAAAAAGACAGAAAGACAAAGAACUUUCCGAUAUCAAGAUAUCCUUGUCACUUUUACGCACUUGGCGAGGUUGACUUGAAGCGAGGCCUAAAUUUACCGACCAAGAGGGACUGGUGGGAAAUAGCCAAGUCUCCCAAGAACGUCCGGUCGUGUGUGUCAAUUCAGAGAGACGACCAAGUGAGCGAGAAGGCAUAAAAGCCCGGCGCGAGGAUGAUGUCCUACAUUAAGCAACCCCAUUACGCCAUGAACGGGUUAAACAUGUCUGGGAUGGACCUGCUACACACCACGGCUGGAUACCCAUUCUCUGUGUCUCUGGAUUUCUCAGCCACCCCACGAAAGCAGCGUCGCGAGCGAACCACCUUCACACGCACUCAGCUGGAUAUCCUGGAGGCCUUGUUCUCCAAGACCCGCUACCCCGACAUCUUCAUGAGGGAGGAGGUGGCCCUCAAGAUCAACCUCCCCGAGUCACGCGUACAGGUGUGGUUCAAAAACCGCCGCGCCAAGUGCCGCCAACAGCAGCAGCAGAGCAGCGGCCAGUCCAAGCCCCGCCCGCCCAAAAAGAAGGCGUCGCCCGCCCAGGACCAGCCCGGCGCCGGCCCAGACCCCUCAGCCAACAACCCCUCUGGUUCCUACAGCCCCUCCCCAGCCCCAUCGGGCCCCUCCCUGCCGCCCAGCGGCAACAACCCUGGCAACGCAGCCGUCUCCAUCUGGAGCCCGGCCAUCUCACCACUCCCUGACCCUCUGGCCUCUUCGGCGCCCUGUAUGCAGCGGCCCUCUGCCUACCCGAUGAGCUACGGCCAGCCGCAGGCCUACGCCCAGGGCUAUGCCCAGGGCUAUGCCGGCACCUCCUCCUACUUCACGGGCCUGGACUGCAGCGCCUACCUGUCGCCCAUGCAUUCGCAGCUGUCGGCUAGCGGUGCCCUCAGCCCCAUCACCGUGCCCUCAAUGGGGGGUUCACUGAGCCAGUCACCCGCCUCGCUCUCCUCCCAGGGCUACGGCACGGCCGCCUCGCUGGGCUUCACCUCCGUCGAUUGCCUGGACUACAAAGACCAGCAGGCCUGGAAGCUGGGCUUCAGCACCAUGGACUGCCUGGACCACAAAGACCAGAAUUCCUGGAAGUUCCAGGUGCUGUAGAGAGAGUGGGAAGAAGAAGAAGAAGAAGAGGAAGAAGAAGAAGAGGGAGGAGUUGUGAUUGAAUGAGGCUCUCGCCAGAUAUACAGUACGAUCAAAUGAUUCUGACUGAACACUUAUUUUUUUCUCUCCGUUUCUCGUUUGUAAGCUUGGUUUUUACAACCCCUGUAGAAUGUGUUUUCUAUUCAGGGGAGAGAGGAGAAGAGAGACCAGGGGACAUUAUUGAUACCUCCUGACUGUGAUUGCAGGAUAUCAGGUCCAUUUACUUUCUCAUACAGUAGAAGGGAAGGAUGCCCCUGAGGAUCAUACUAUGGGAAAGACUCGCAGCUAGAAACUGAUUUAAACACACACCAUGGUUCAGAUGCAUUGAUUGGUCUGUGAUGGAAAGACAUCCUCAAGAGAAUUCUAUUGAUACAGCCACGCUAAACUCAAUCGUUCCUCUGAUGUUUUUUCUGCUGUUGAUGGCUUGAGUUUUGUUUUCAAAAAACACAACAAUAGAUCACAUUUACAGAGCUUUGAUACUCUCUUAGUCUCUCUCUUUUUUUGUUCUGAAAAACCGUCAGUGUUAAUUUGAGUUUAGUCAUUGUUAUUCUAUGUUACAAUUUAGAUUUUCAUUUGGUUACUUUUAGGCUUUUGGAGCUAACGUGUUACUAUGGUGUUAGGCUAGCAUCAUUGCUAUUAUAUUUUGAUGGAGAAAAAAAAGUAUAUGUUUGGUUGUGUGAAAUAUUAGAGCUAACUUUGAAUCUACAUUUAUGCCCAACAAAAAUUAUUGUGAUUACAAGUUUGAGUGACAUUUUGGUUUCACAAUUUAUAGGAAAUGAUCAGGUUUGCAUUCAAACGUACUGUACAUCAUGUAUUGGUAUUCUAAAUCAAAAUGAGUUCAGUUCAAGGACAUGACUGAACCAGAAGUAAACAAGUGACCAGUUGACUUCUGAGGAUAACAGUCACCAUGUUGUUAGUUAGUUAGCUAUGGUUUCUAUUGUGUUUCUUAACAGUUUCUGUCGUGUUUCCACCUUGGCCCACAUGGCUCUCCAGUGUAUCUUGCUGUCGGUUAUUUUUGCUCAUCUGAUUCUGGAGGGGCUCAAUCCUCUUACCCUCCCUUCAGCAAUGUUCUAAGUGAAUUAGUCAGGAUUACCCCUCUGUCUCUCUUUCCUUCUCUCUAUCUCCCCAUCCUUCUUUCUGUCACCAUCUUUCUGUCUUUUUCCCAUUUCUGUAACUCUUUAUUCUCUCUCCCUCUGUCUCUAUUUCCCCACCUCUACCUCUCCCUUCUCACUUUCCCUCAGUCAGUGAGUGA
Messenger RNA from Salvelinus sp. IW2-2015, 2647 nucleotides. Its product is annotated as homeobox protein otx5-like. The record is from RefSeq and is a predicted model, not a curated record. Gene Ontology annotation, molecular function: DNA-binding transcription factor activity, RNA polymerase II-specific; RNA polymerase II cis-regulatory region sequence-specific DNA binding. Gene Ontology annotation, biological process: multicellular organism development; regulation of transcription by RNA polymerase II. Gene Ontology annotation, cellular component: nucleus. Lineage: Eukaryota; Metazoa; Chordata; Actinopteri; Salmoniformes; Salmonidae.